This is a messenger RNA of Notothenia coriiceps (black rockcod), 423 nucleotides long. Its product is annotated as afadin-like. Gene Ontology annotation, molecular function: cell adhesion molecule binding. The record is from RefSeq and is a predicted model, not a curated record. The transcript is spliced from 2 exons. NCBI's taxonomy places the organism in Eukaryota, Metazoa, Chordata, Actinopteri, Perciformes, Nototheniidae. The annotation marks the transcript as partial. Gene Ontology annotation, cellular component: adherens junction. Gene Ontology annotation, biological process: regulation of protein localization.
GAUAGCAAACCGACGUGUACAGACGGUAGCACACUUUUCCUCAGUGUCUCCGACCACAUCACUAACUCUUCAUCCCCUCUCUCCCAGAAGAGUCAGAGUAAUGGUCCGGAGAAGGAGAAAGACGGAGUGAUCCAGAACUUCAAGAGGACUUUGUCUAAGAAAGAGAAGAAGAAGGAGAAGAAGAGGGAGAAGGAGUUCUCCCGGAUCCCCGACGGAGACGAGCAGGCACUCAACCGAGAGGACGGGGAAAACAACCGUCUGGCGGCAGAGGUUUACAAAGACAUGCCGGAGACCAGCUUCACGAGGACCAUCUCCAACCCCGAGGUGGUGAUGAAGAGGAGGCGCCAGCAGAAACUGGAGAAACGCAUGCAGGAGUUCAUGAGCAGCGACGGGAGGCCGGACUCAGGUUUGUGGAGCUUCUAA